AUGCCUCAAAUUGAGGAUACUCCUCAACCUACAAGUCCUUUGACCAAUACCCUUGCGAUUAAGCUUCCUGACAAUGUAAGAACUGUUUUAACUAAAAAUACACAUAAUUCCACUGUUGAGACUAAUUUUGAUACAGGUCCUAGUCUUGGAGCUAUGCCCCUUGUCAUCAAUAAUCAUCCUAUGGUCACAAUAGGCAAGGAUGCAAAACCUGUGAAAACUCCUCUUGCUACUGGAUGCAAAUUCCAGUCUAAGGGAACAGAAGCAACUGAAGAUCCAAGCCUGUAUCGUUCUGUUGUUGGUGCUCUUCAAUAUCUCACAAUUACUAGGCCUGAUCUUGCUUUCACAGUCCACAAACUAUGUCAAUAUAUGCACAGGCCAUUACAAAGUCACUGGAAGAUAGUUAAAAGGGUAUUACGAUACAUAAAUGGGACGCGUGAUCAUGGGUUGCUCUUUGAAAAGUCAAAUAAUCUGCAUAUAAUAUGUUAUUGUGACAGUGAUUGGGCCUUUGAUCAAGAUGGUAUGAGGUCCGCCUCUGGUUAUUGUUUAUUCCUUGGAAGCAACGUGAUAUCUUGGAUGGCCAAGAAACAACAAGUAGUGUCAAGGAGCAGCACAGAGGCAGAAUAUAGAAGCCUUGCAGCUUUGGUAGCAGAAACUUAG
Messenger RNA from Cajanus cajan (pigeon pea), 657 nucleotides. RefSeq names its product secreted RxLR effector protein 161. NCBI's taxonomy places the organism in Eukaryota, Viridiplantae, Streptophyta, Magnoliopsida, Fabales, Fabaceae. The record is from RefSeq and is a predicted model, not a curated record.